AUGACUCGGGGUAACCAGCGCGACCACGAUCGGGCCAAGGCCCAGAAGAAGGCAGCUUCGGCGAAAAGCAAGAACACCAUGAGUGGUACCGAGUUCCAACGUGCUAAGGAGGACGCGGCCGCGAUUAUGCGUGAGAAGCAGCGCAAGGGUAUGCCAAUUCCCAACUUUUCCGCCCGCGUGUUGUGUGGAUGCGCCAACGGGUACUGA
Penicillium oxalicum is the source of this 207-nucleotide messenger RNA. Its product is annotated as 4F5 domain protein. The record is from RefSeq and is a predicted model, not a curated record. Lineage: Eukaryota; Fungi; Ascomycota; Eurotiomycetes; Eurotiales; Aspergillaceae. The transcript is spliced from 2 exons. Bases 1 to 207 code for a protein of 68 amino acids.